AUGAACCCUCUCGGCACCAAUGGCUUUCUGAUAAAGGCGGGAGAACACCUUCCGCUGGUUGCAGAUGGCCUACGGUGCUACCACAAGUUCAAGGGCCAGAUCGAGGCAGAGGAACGAGCCCGAGCUUUUUCGCUGCAGAGAUAUCUGGCGAAGGAUGGAGCCCUAGUCAAGGUGGCGGAGCUGCUGCCGGGCUCCAACCUCAUCGCCUCCGCCAUGCUGGACCUGCGAGGCCACCACCAGGAAGCUCAGGAAGCUUUGAAUUUGUUGAAGAACUGGCGGCAGUGCGGCAGCCCCGACGGACCUUUGGCAAAGGUGGCUGAGAUGCUACCCGGAGUGGAUGUUAUUGCCUUCGGGAUCCACGUCCAGUCCGGAAACUUCGCCCAGGCUCUGAGAUCGAUCUCCAAAACACGCUGGACAACAAUUACGGGCGAAUCUAUCGUCCUGACCAUGAUGGCCGAGACCCUGCAUGACUGGACGAUCACCGAUCUCGAGGUCGUGAAGUUGGACAUUGACCCGGUGGCAAGCUUCAUGUACGGAGGCCUCUUGGAUGUGGUGACUCUUCUUAUCGAGGUCAAUUCCCAGGGCCAGCAGCGCUCCCGGGCUCGGCGUGUCCGCCUCAACUCUCCGCGCUUGGACGGGAAGCCCCAUCGAGCCCUCAGGAACCCUCUCUACUGGGCGAAGGACAGGGUAGUGACCAUCUGCAGGGACGUGGUGACAACGCUGUUGCAGGACACCUUGCCCGAAAUGGUACCUGACAUGGUCGACAGCGCGGUUGCUGCCAUCAACAGCCUUCUUCCCCAUUAUCGCUCGUCGUGGUGGCCGUACAGGGUAUUUCUGCCCAAGGCAGUCGGAAAGCCCCCUUCUGACCUGGAGAAGGUCCUGUCUGACCGCAUCACUCACAUCUCCCUGCGGCACCGCACCGUCGUCCCCGUCCGCGCGAUGCCAGCGAGGGAGCCGUGCAGGGGGCCCGGCACCGGCAAAGUUCUCGGUGCGAUGUGUUGUGCGGGUGGACUCGCGCACAGCGGUUGGCCUCUGCUUGCGGGUUGUGCGCUGGGCUGUGCUUCGGGCCUCUUCCAGCUCGGCUCUUGGGCGCGAAGGCAGUUCGUCCCUUGGAUCAACGCACGCAAUGAGCAGGCAUGGCUCGAUGCCACCAAAGAGCCAAAGCAGCUGUACAAGCGCUCGUCCAGCCAGGGCUCAUGCGAUCGCGCUUCUGCACGGAUGCCACUGGCCGUUGUCGCAGAACUGCCAGGGGAGGACGUGGAGCAGUUGGCAUCGAUACUGGGCGAUUAUUUUUGCAAGGAGUUGCCUCUCGCGAAGCUCAUUGGCCAGAGCGGCAUGGUGUGGCUGAAUGAAAGGCUGAGUCGCUUUCUGGCAUCUUCCGUCGAUGAGUCGCCAGCAGUGCUGCCGGUGGUCCUCCAUGCGGAGGUGUCUGAAGGCUUGUACAAGAGUUUGGGGGAAACCUGGUGGCUGCCCAGCUUCUCGUUCGCCGUCAUCUUCCAGUGUCAUCUGGAAGGUGGGAUGCAAGUUUCUGCAGCCCAAGUGGUCUUUACCGACGAGACCAUAGAUCAGGUUCUGGAUGUACUGCAAACAGAGAUCCGGGACGUCGAUUUCAGGGGAAUGGACCCUCGUCUUGCCGGAUUUGCCGAGCCCAUCAACCUUCACUUCCAGGCAAUGCUUUCCUGGCCUCUCACCUCCAGCCCAAGGUUGGACAUCCGGAACUUGAAGGUUCACCUGAGCUUGCCAGGAUAG
Messenger RNA from Symbiodinium sp. CCMP2456, 1749 nucleotides. NCBI's taxonomy places the organism in Eukaryota, Dinophyceae, Suessiales, Symbiodiniaceae. The record is from the annotation of a GenBank genome assembly.